This is a messenger RNA of Gamsiella multidivaricata, 2022 nucleotides long. Its product is annotated as Peroxin 13, N-terminal region-domain-containing protein. Gene Ontology annotation, biological process: protein import into peroxisome matrix, docking. Gene Ontology annotation, cellular component: peroxisomal importomer complex; peroxisome; peroxisomal membrane. Bases 224 to 1681 code for a protein of 485 amino acids. Gene Ontology annotation, molecular function: protein binding. The record is from RefSeq and is a predicted model, not a curated record. Lineage: Eukaryota; Fungi; Mortierellomycota; Mortierellomycetes; Mortierellales; Mortierellaceae. The transcript is spliced from 2 exons.
CUCGUCCUCCACUCGACCCAUUACUUCCACUGGCACCAGAGGCAUCGUACAUUUAUCAUAUUCUUCUUGCUUCUCCCCUCCAACCCCCUGCACACAUCCAUCUUGCCCAUCCCCAUCCCUCUGCCUUCAUUCUCAUCCCCCUGCCUCGACCUCCAUUCUCCCUUCGCUUCUGCUCCCUCCCCACUCUUCUUCCCCUCCACUUUCCAUUUCCUGUGACAGAAACAUGCCAGAGAAGCCUUGGGAAAGAGCCAGACAGGCAAACCCCUCUGCCGCCUCGGCUCCUCUACCCGCCCUCCCUGCAUCGUCCUCAGUCCCUGCAGCUUCCUCCAACACGACCGACCCUGGUCCACCAGCACUCCCUUCCCGCUCCCCAGCCAUGGGCGCCGCCUCUAAUACUGGAUAUCGACCAGGCAUGAACAACUACGGCACUGGCUACGGAGGCGCUGCCACUGGAUACGGAGCUGCCGGCACGGGAUACGGAGCUGCCGGCACUGGAUACGGAGCUACCGGCACCGGCUACUCGUCUGGCUACGGCAUGACUGGCUAUGGCUCCAGCUAUUCGUCUCCCUACAACAGGAUGGGCAUGGGUUACGGAUCUUCCUAUGGCUCCUCUUACUCCUCGCCAUACUCGCGCAUGGGCGGCAUGGGCAGCAUGUACGGCUCAAGCUACGGUGGAUACGGUUCGUCCUAUGGUGGAUAUGGUUCUGGAUAUGGCUCUGGAUAUGGCAUGAACAGGAUGGGCAUGAACGGCAUGAACGGCAUGAAUGGCAUGAACGGCAUGAACGGACCCAUGGGUCCAGAGGAUAUGACCCUUAUGCAGCGUAUGGAACAAGGUACCGCCCCUACCUUCCAGCUGAUCGAGUCGGUUGUUGGCGCUUUUGGAGGCUUUUCUCAGAUGCUCGAGUCGACGUUUAUGGCGACGCACUCUUCGUUCAUGGCCAUGGUUGGUGUGGCAGAGCAGUUUGGACAUCUUCGCGGCUAUCUGGGUCAAGUCUUGAGUGUCUUUGCGCUCCUCAGAUGGGCCAAGAGUCUUGCCUACCGCCUCGUGGGAAUGAAGCAGCCCGUCAACGCUCAGGAAUUGACCGCCGGCAACUUCCAAGAGUUCCAGGCUCAGCCCAGAUACUCCAAGAGACCCAUUAUCAUCUUCUUGCUUGCCAUCUUUGGGCUGCCCUAUUUGAUGGGCCGUCUAAUCCGCGCGCUUUCUAACAGAAACCUCCCAGCCCAGCAGGAGCUUUUGCCUGGCCAGGAGGGUCAGGCUCUCACAACGCCUGCAUCCGUGAACCCACAGAACCUGGACUUCGCCCGCGCACUGUACGAUUUCACGCCCUCGAAUACUCAACAGGAGCUGGCAUUCCGACGAGGUGACAUUAUCGCCAUCUUGAGCCGACACGAUCCCAUGGGCCAGGAAUCGCUUUGGUGGCGCGGCCGUCUUCGAACCGGUGAAAUGGGUCUGUUCCCAAGCAACUACGUCGAAAUCAUCAACAAGGGCGGCAACGGUAAUAAUAACAACCAGGCCAAUAGUAACGGCGCAGCUGGAGGUGUCUCUGCUGCCCUCCCCGGAGCACCAGGAGGAGUACCCAAUGCCACAUCUUCUGCAGCACCUGGACAAGUUACCUCUCAGCAGGCAGCCGAUAUUCAAGCAGCCCUCGCAGGAUCUGCGUUCGAGGAGUUCAAGUUUUAAGGCCUCAUAUUCGUCCUUGCCAUGUAACAUCAUCCGUCUUUCCCUCCGCGUGCUACGAGCUGAAAAGAGACAACGACCUGUCCUCAAAGAUUUCCGGCGCUUUUGUUCCAAUUGCUGUCAAUCGCUCUCUUCCGUUCAUCAACCUAUACCUGUACAUUAUGUUCUUUUCAUCAAACCUCAUGCCUUCAUUCCUUGUGAUCUCGACGAUAAUAAAAUCUGUGACAAUUGCUCCGUCUUGACCAUCUUGUCCGCUCACUUUCAGCUCGGCUCAGUGCGAAACAGUCACCGAGACUGAAAUAAGGGCCAGUUUGUGGCCUUCUGGACUUGUUUCUUUCUCCACA